AUGGCCCUCGAGAAAGAAUCCCUCUCGUCUACUCCUCCUGCCACCCAUAAUGAGCAUGGGGUAUUCCACCAUCCUCAUGAAUACCGUCAUACCACGGUCGAGGGCCAGCCGGCAUACGCGGAACAUGGCCCUCUGGUCGAUCACAAAGUCCCGCAGGAAGAUGUGGUCCAGUCUGAGCCAGAUCUGGUCUGGAGCCGGGUCCGGCAUUUCAUGCGGGAGCCGUUGUCCGAGUUUUUUGGCGUCUUCAUCCUGAUUCUGUUCGGCGAUGGCGUCGUGGCUCAAGUCGUCCUCAGUAACGGCACUAAAGGUGACUACCAGUCGAUCUCCUGGGGUUGGGGGUUGGGCGUUAUGCUAGGAGUUUACACCGCUGGCAUCUCGGGAGCACAUUUAAAUCCCGCAGUAACGUUCGCCAAUGCAGUUUUCCGCAAGUUCCCCUGGCGAAAAUUCCCUAUCUAUAUGGUGGCUCAGACUCUGGGAGCCUUGUGUGCCUCUGGGGUGGUCUACGCCAACUAUAAGUCGGCCAUUGACGUCUUUGAAGGAGGGGCUCACAUCCGAACGGUCCCUGGCUAUUCGGAUACUGCGACUGCGGGUAUAUUCUGCACAUACCCAGCUGCCUUUAUGACCAAGACUGGACAAUUCUUCUCCGAGUUCAUCGCCAGCGCUAUCCUCAUGUUCUUGAUCUAUGCACUCAAGGACGACGGCAAUCUGGGAGCUGGAAACCUGACACCCCUGGGGCUAUUCUUCGUCAUCUUUGGCAUCGGCGCUUGCUUUGGUUGGGAAACCGGCUAUGCGAUCAACCUGGCUCGAGACUUUGGUCCGAGACUGAUGUCGUACAUGCUGGGAUACGGCCCACAUGUGUGGACGGCCGGCGAUUAUUACUUCUGGGUGCCUAUGGUUGCGCCUUUCUUUGGAUGCACCUUUGGUGGGUGGCUAUAUGACAUGUUCCUGUUCACCGGCGAAUCACCCGUCAACACGCCAUAUGCAGGGCUGGCGAGAUUUCUCAAGCCGAAUCGGGCGACAUGGUCGAACACCUACGUGCCGCAGGAAGGCUCAAAGGUCUAA
Messenger RNA from Cladophialophora bantiana CBS 173.52, 1062 nucleotides. RefSeq lists its product as uncharacterized. Gene Ontology annotation, biological process: water transport; glycerol transmembrane transport. Gene Ontology annotation, molecular function: water channel activity; glycerol channel activity. Gene Ontology annotation, cellular component: plasma membrane. NCBI's taxonomy places the organism in Eukaryota, Fungi, Ascomycota, Eurotiomycetes, Chaetothyriales, Herpotrichiellaceae. The record is from RefSeq and is a predicted model, not a curated record. The transcript has 5 exons. Bases 1 to 1062 code for a protein of 353 amino acids.